AUGUCCCCCCAAAAGAUAACGAUCCUGCAAGAAGAGUGGGAGCGUCGGCUUCACGAUGUGCAGGUGUCCAAACAUGAUUUGAAUCGUCUUGUGAUGGACUACCUUGUCAUUGAAGGCUAUAGAACCGCUGCGGAGGAGUUCAGCAAGGAGGCUGGACUGGAAUCUCCAGUCGAUUUCGAGAGUAUUGAGAGUAGAAUGAACAUUCGAGAGGCAUUGCAGCGUGGAGACGUCGGCGAUGCUAUCACACGCGUGAAUGACCUGAACCCUGAGAUUUUGGAUACUAAUCCCGCCCUUUAUUUCCGGCUUCAACAGCAGAAGCUCAUUGAGUACAUCCGUCAGGGCCGGAUAGCUGAAGCGCUGCAGUUUGCACAGGAGGAACUAGCCCCGAGAGGCGAGGAGAGCCCGGAGUUUCUGUCCGAGCUCGAGAGGACAAUGGCGCUGCUGGCGUUUGAAUCAUCUCCGUUAGCUCCUGCGGCCAUCAGUGAGCUCCUUUCGCCGGCGCAGAGAAUGAAAACGGCAGGCGAAGUGAAUUCCGCCAUACUCGAAAGCCUGAGCCAGGGGAAGGAGGCGAAACUGGUCGGUUUGCUGAGGCUACUGUGUUGGGGUGAAACCAUGUUGAGUGAGCGCGCGGACUUCCCAAAACUUGAUCUCAGUGAAGGGACGUUCACUCGUGCGGGGAAGUAG
Messenger RNA from Sparassis crispa, 684 nucleotides. RefSeq lists its product as uncharacterized. Gene Ontology annotation, molecular function: protein binding. The transcript is spliced from 5 exons. The coding region runs from base 1 to 684 and encodes 227 amino acids. The record is from RefSeq and is a predicted model, not a curated record. NCBI's taxonomy places the organism in Eukaryota, Fungi, Basidiomycota, Agaricomycetes, Polyporales, Sparassidaceae.